Liolophura sinensis is the source of this 2064-nucleotide messenger RNA. RefSeq names its product guanylate cyclase soluble subunit beta-2-like. Gene Ontology annotation, biological process: receptor guanylyl cyclase signaling pathway; cGMP biosynthetic process; intracellular signal transduction. NCBI's taxonomy places the organism in Eukaryota, Metazoa, Mollusca, Polyplacophora, Chitonida, Chitonidae. Gene Ontology annotation, molecular function: peptide receptor activity; guanylate cyclase activity; adenylate cyclase activity. The record is from RefSeq and is a predicted model, not a curated record. The coding region runs from base 1 to 2064 and encodes 687 amino acids. The transcript is spliced from 8 exons. Gene Ontology annotation, cellular component: plasma membrane.
AUGACAUCGGAUCAUCCAGACGUAGAAAAUGACGUGGACUUCGUUCACAUGAACAACGCCAUGGAGGGCGAGGUGAUGGAAAAUCGCCUACGGGCUAAGAAGAAAAGCUUGGUGUCCUUAACAAGCCAGGAACUUUUUGAAAAUGCUUUACGCGAUAUUCUCAAACAGAAUACGAAACCAACAGGGUGGUGUCGAGGGGAGCCUCUGACAGACCGAGGGAAGAGAAAGCAGUUGAUUAAGAUGUUGGUGCUAGUUUUCGUCCCUGUCCUAGCACUGUGGUGUCUCUCCCUUCAAACACUGUCUGACGACGUCAACGAAAAGAAUGCCACAGAGAGGACCGAAACGAUUCUGCGACUUAGUACGGAGUUGGGUGAGAUUAUCCAUCGUCUUCAGGUUGAGAGAGACAUGAGUGUGUUUUAUUACAGCACGCUCGGGCCGGCGACUAAGUCAUUUCUCCUCACCGAAUACGACAAGACGGACAUCGCCUUGCUCGACCUGUCCCGAUGGCCUGGAGAUCUGGACGUCAACGGCCGACCCGAAUUCUCCUCCAAGGAAGCAUUCCAGUUGACGCUGAGCUCACAGAGGCUCAGGCUUGGUGCUGACGGAGAAGACAUGUACAAGGAGAUUCAGUUUUACACGUCCGCCAUCACCGUCUUCAUCCAGUGGCUGUACGACUCCAUCAGAGAAUCCAAAUACGGCACCAUCUGGAAACCACUCGUCGCCUAUUUGAAGAUCGUCACCGGAAAGGAUGACAUUGGUAUUGAACGAGCUCUUGGCUCGAAUUUUUACGUUAAAGGGAAAUUCCAGAGGGAAUACGAUUACCAGUGGUACCUGCAGAAGUGCUACAUGUCCAAAAACCAGUUUCGAUCGGCCAAAAAUUACUCGCCCAUCGUGAAACCCGUUCUGAACUACGGCAUCACAGUUGAGGGAGGAAACCUGUCGAAUCUGAUUGAGGAGCUGAGGACGGAAAUCAUGAUGAACGGCAGAAGCGGCGUGCACCCGUCGACCAAGAAGGGCCAGCAGUGGUACGAUACAAUGACCUUGUACCUAGAGGUGCUGUUGGACCAGCAGCUAGAGUUGGCCGACAUUAUCGCAGAACAGUUAACGGCAAACAUCGACAGCAAAACGCAGAAGGUGGCCAUCAGUGCCACUCUGCUGGUCCUCGUCAUCCUUCUCUGUCCCAUCGUCAUCCUUGCUAUGGAAUCCCUAACCAGCGACAUUCAGAGAUUCGCCAUCACCUUGGUAGACAAGACAAAGGAGUUGUCGAGAGAAAAGAGGAAGACAGACACGCUGUUGUAUCAGAUGGUGCCCAAGCCAGUCGCCGAAAUUCUGAAAAGGAGCGGCGAAGUUGAGGCGGAGUACUAUAAAGCCGUCUCGGUGUUUUUCUCCGAUAUCGUCGGGUUCGCGCAGAUAACAUCCGAGGUGACGCCCAUGGAGGUGGUCACAUUACUGAACAAUCUGUACACGUUUAUGGACGGGGUGUUGGAUCAUUACGACGUGUACAAAGUGGAAACUAUUAAUGACUCCUACAUGAUAGCAUCAGGUCUGCCAAAGCGUAAUGGCGACAGCCACUCCAGCGAGAUCGCGAACCUGGCGUUAGAUCUGAUCAGACGUGUUAAUGAGAGGAGGACGUAUUUCAUCCCCUCCCGUCAGAUCAGCCUGAGGAUCGGCAUUAACACAGGACCUGUGGUGGCUGGUAUUGUCGGAUCUAAGAUGCCGAGGUACUGUCUGUUUGGAGACACCGUUAACACAGCCUCGCGGAUGGAGUCCAAUGGUCUGCCGAACCGGAUUCAUAUCAGUGCCAGUACUAGAGGCGCUCUCCUAAAGCACGGUGGCUACGUCACCCAGUGCCGUGGCACUAUCCCAAUCAAGGGUAAAGGCAACUUGACAACUUACUUCCUCAUCGGAAAGGGAGAAUCCCACGAGAGUAUCGAAGCUGGAAGCUUACAGUGUCCCCGAGUCGCUGAAGAGCUACCAGGGGAGAUAACAUGCUUGCCGGAUUACCCUCCCAAAACCAUGGUGCCGCUAAAGAAACAGAUCGCUGAGGCAGCAAAAACUGAGUGA